This is a messenger RNA of Colletotrichum truncatum, 1797 nucleotides long. RefSeq names its product FAD-linked oxidoreductase-like protein 18. Gene Ontology annotation, molecular function: FAD binding; oxidoreductase activity. NCBI's taxonomy places the organism in Eukaryota, Fungi, Ascomycota, Sordariomycetes, Glomerellales, Glomerellaceae. The record is from RefSeq and is a predicted model, not a curated record.
AUGCAGCUUUGGAAGAUCACCGCAGGAGCCUUGUGCGCUUUAAAGUUUGUAAUCGCUCUAGAUUGCAAAUGUGCACCAGGCGAUCCUUGCUGGCCAUCAGAUGAAACUUGGUCAUCUCUCAACGAAACAUUGUCCGGAAGACUCCUGAAAACAAUUCUUGCUCCUUCAGUCUGCUACAAGGACCAGCCAAACUACGAUGCAGCUGCUUGCAAAACUGUCAUAUCGAACUGGUCCACUCCGGCCUUUCAUUCUUCGGACCCUGUCAGCGUUCACUCCCCAUGGUUCGCGAACAACAGUUGUAAUCCAAUUUACGAAAACGGUACCAGCACAGCUGGAGAUGCAUUAGCAGGCUCUCGGGGUUGUAGUUUGGGCAAAUAUCCCGCAUACUCUGUCAACGUGAGCCGAGCCGAGGAUGUUCAGGCCGCUGUAAAGUUUGCCGCUGAGCACAACUUGCGCUUGAACGUAAAGAAUACGGGUCAUAACGGCGCCAAGAGCACCGCAUUUGGAAGUUUGUCUAUCUGGACGCAUAACCUGAAGCAACAUGAAUUUCACAAAGAAUUCGUGCCGACAUGCCCUAAUGGCAACUCUAGCAACGUUUCAGACCAAAUGGCCGUGACAUUUGGUGCGGGCAUCCAGGACGAUGAAGCCUUCAAGACUGCUGCUAAGUACGGAGUAGCUGUUGUUGGCGGAACAAAUGCGGACGUCGGCCUUGUAGGCUGGGCAACCGCUGGCGGCCACGGUUGGAUGACUAGUGAAUACGGAAUGGGGGCAGACAGCAUUGUUGAAGCCACCGUUGUCACACCCGGUGGUGAAAUUGUCACAGCCAACGAGUGCCAAAAUUCCGAUAUCUUCUGGGCUGUUCGCGGCGGCGGUGGCGGCACUUUUGGUGUCAUCACUGAGCUAACGGUUAAAGCCCACCCUAUGCCGCAAGCAACAGUUUGGACUAUUUCUGUAACGAAGACUGACAACAGUACCUUCAAGAGCUGGUGGUCUCUCGUAGCUGAGCUUCACAAUCAGCUUCCGGCCCUUAAGGAGGGCGGCUUCCAGGGUUUCUAUACCAUUGGAGGCCCUCCGUCCUACGAUUCACUAACGUUUUAUGGUUUCUUCUUCCUCUAUAACAAACCCAAUGGAACAGCGGAAGCGCUCACCAAAUCGUUCUUGUCCAUUCUGGAGGGUGCCGCUUCUACGGCCACACACGAGUCAAACGUGAUAUGGUCUCGUGAUUGGAUCAGCGUAUACAACUCCCUACCGAUGGCAGCGCUUGGUGGUGCUGGAGGUGGGGGUGGCGCAACGGCUUCGAGACUUCUCCCUGCUGCGCCCCUCACCAACAACACGCAAGAGCUUGCUAAAAUUCUCGAAGCCGUAGGACCUCGACCUGAAGGGCCUGUGGGUGGGAUUUCCAAUCCAACUAUCGCUGGUGGUAUGAUUGCGAGCAAGGUACCCGUUGACAACGCUCUUAACCCUGCAUGGAGGGACGCAGUCGUCCACUUUUAUGUUACUAGGGGUUGGGACGAUUCCGCCUCAUACCCCGAAGUUACUCAUGUGUUCGACGACAUGACAAACAGAGUGGGCGAUGCCCUCCGUAGCCUGGCGCCGGAAUCUGGUGCUUAUAUCAAUGAGGCUAGUUUGCAUGAACCCAACUGGCAACAAACUUUCUGGGGUCGUAACUAUGUUCGACUGCAAGAGAUAAAGAAGAAGCUCGAUCCUGAGUCCCUUCAGUGGUGUCCUCGAUGCGUUGGAAGUGAGGAUUGGAUCGAGCUCAUGGACGGCCGGCUUUGCCGCGCCUCCAGUCAAUGA